AUGGGCCUAAUAUUGGGCUGGUUGCCAAACGAUUAUUAUAUGCGUGAUAUUUGUAUUAUCGCUUUUAUAUCAGCUCUAGUGGCCACACUUUUAAGUUUACGUUUUUAUUUACGUAUUACUGCGGGUAGAUGUUUUACGGAGACAAUAAUGGAAGGAAAAACUGUAAUCAUUACUGGUGCCAACAGUGGUAUUGGCAAGGAAACUGCCCGUGAUUUGGCCAAACGUGGUGCUCGUAUUAUUAUGGCUUGCCGUAAUUUGGAAACUGCCAAUGCUGUUAAAGAGGAAAUUGUCAAGGAAACCGGCAACAAUAAAUUGAUUGUCAAGAAAUUGGAUUUGGGCAGUUUCAAGUCGGUACGUGAAUUUGCCACUGAUAUUGUAAAGAAUGAAAAGAAAAUCGAUGUUCUGAUACACAAUGCCGGUAUGGCUUUGGCCUUCCGUGGUCAAACCAGUGAGGAUGGCAUUGAAUUGACCAUGGCUACCAAUCACUAUGGUCCAUUUUUGUUGACUCAUUUGUUAAUCGAUGUUUUAAAGAAGAGUGCCCCUGCACGUAUUGUUAUUGUAGCCUCUGAACUGUAUCGCUUGGCUUCAGUGAAUGUUAACAAAUUGAAUCCUAUUGGCACAUUCCCCGCUGCUUACUUGUACUAUGUCUCCAAGUUUGCCAACAUUUACUUUGCCCGUGAAUUGGCUAAACGUUUGGAGGGAUCUGGUGUCACCGUUAACUUCUUGCAUCCCGGUAUGAUUGAUUCUGGCAUUUGGCGUAAUGUACCCUUCCCCUUGAACUUGCCUAUGAUGGCUAUUACUAAGGGUUUCUUUAAGACUACUAAGGCUGGUGCUCAAACUACCAUCUAUUUGGCUACUUCCGAUGAAGUGGCCAAUGUUCAUGGUAAAUAUUUUAUGGAUUGUAAGGAGGCCACUUUAAAUGCUGCCGCUAUGGAUGAAGAGAAGGGCUUGAAGAUUUGGGAAGAAUCUGUGAAAAUGGUCAAAUUGACUCCUCAGGAUCCAAAGAUCUAAGUUUAUAUUGUCUAGAGACUGAGUGUAAUUUUUUUCUAUAAGUAGGUUUGUUUUAUUUUAAUUUGUAAUUUGUGGUAUCUGCUGCAGUCUUUUAAAAAAAAAAAUAUUUACUUUAAGUUUUACUUUUUAAUGACUUUUUUUAAAUAAAAA
Molecule: messenger RNA, 1161 nt
Organism: Lucilia sericata (common green bottle fly)
Lineage: Eukaryota; Metazoa; Arthropoda; Insecta; Diptera; Calliphoridae
Product: retinol dehydrogenase 14
Exons: 3
Coding region: 1-1011 (336 amino acids)
Source: RefSeq, a predicted model, not a curated record